AUGUAUAAUUGGUCUACUGGAUUGUGUGAAACCGUCAGAAAUUCACCGGUAGAUGAUGUUUGUUGGAGGUUUUUGAUGUAAAUGCGUGUUUAUAUAUUCUAUUCGAUUAUUGCUCGUUAAAGAAGACUUAAUUUUUUAUUAAGAUGCCGCGAAGUCGCGAUUUUAUUGAUGCGCAUUGGUUCUACAGCAGCGAUGAAGAUUCUGAAAGGUAUAUCGAAAAUGUUGAUAAUGAUAAAUGAUCGUAGAAGCACGGAAUCAGCCGACGGAAAUUUUGAGCCGCCACAUGAACCAGAAUCAACGGAAGAUUACCGCGGGCCGAGCAAUUCAAUAAGUUGCUUUCAAAUGUCAAAGUUGGUUGUUUUUUUGCUCACUGUUCAAUUGUUCUUUUUUUAUAUGUGCCAAACUUUUUUUGCCCUUAUGUAAGUAGUUUCAACCGUUUCCGUGUCGAAGUCCCAACGUUUUUUUGUUGAAAGUUGCCCAACCAUUUGCCUUGACACAACGCGUUUUUUUCUUCUAUUUUUUUCGCAAGUAGCGCUUAUAUCAAUAUGCUUUAGGCGUAUAUUUAUUGUCUUGAAGAGCUUCUAUUAGAUUGAUCAAUACGGUUUCCGUUGGCAGUGAUUUAGACGUGUCAAAUAUUUAUACGGGUCUUUUUACGGCCAAAAAGUUUUUUUGCUUCCUCGAAUAUCCUGUUACGUAUACAUAUCUUCAGUUUUUUUUGCUCGUUUUUUUGUUACUUAUGUCUAUCUGUUCCCAUUGAUGAUCCUGAUUGCUUUUUAAUGUUUUCAAUUCCUUUCAAUAAAUUUGGAAACAGUUUCAAACGCAAUGAGAUGAGUUUACUGCGGAUGUGUUAACGAUUCGCAUUCAAUAAGGGUUUCUCUAUUUCCUCCCGGAGCUAUUUCAAAAAUUUUCCGUGCCCCCCUAAAGGGACCCCUAAAAAAAUUUGUAGGGGUCCCUAUAGGGUUUCAUUUAGGGGCCCCUAUAGGGCCAUCUCCAAGGGGCCCUAAUUUACCCCCUAUAGGGCCCCCUAAAACUUAUCCCAGAACGUCGCAUUCUUCCAUUAACUUUUCCUUUUGUUAUGUAGUUCGCGUUGUGCGUCGUUUUCCAUCCGUGAUCAUUUCCCUUAUUAUUUGCUAAUAAAUCUCCGUGUUUAAGGAAAAAUGCAAAGAGCUAACGUGGAGAUGUUGGAGAAGACUCUGUUCACCACUUCCAAAUCGGAUGAAGCGCUGCAUCCGUGUGUUGUGGUUCUCGAUUCAAAACACGCUGUGUCGUUUUUUCACGGCCCUCAUUCAUCAUUGAAGCUCAAUGAGACACUUUCUGUGUACUCUGUCUAUGAUUCAACAUUACACUAUCAGGUUUGCUUUUUUUCCAAUUAUUUGAAUUAUUUUUAAAAUUGAUUUUCAGACUUUUGGUUCACGCUACCUCAGUAGCGUAUGACGUAGUUGUGCUCAAGAUUCAAGAUGGCGGGGAGUUCCCGUUCUAUCCCAAAGGAUUCGAAUCUCUGUACCGCGGUCAGCACUAUUUGCAGCUGGGCAUCAGCCCGAAUAGGAUGCCAACCUGGAAAGACGGAGUCGUCUCUGACAGAUUCGGUAUGUCUAAAUUCUUAAAUUUAUUGUUAAUUAUUUGAUUUAGGUGGAUACUAUGUCGGAACGUCUUGGGGACAAUCGGGCGAUUCCGGCAGUGGAAUUUUCAAUUCUUCCGGAUAUUUUCUAGGAAUGUCGGUUGGAAAGGAGGUGUUCGUCUUCAACGAUUCUUCCAACAUGCCACUAGCAGAAGUAGCGAACCACCGCCCAGAUAGUAAAAAUAAUCAGCUCCGAUGUGAUUCUGGGAAUCGCUGGAAUUGGUGGACCAGGGGUAAGUGGAUUCAUUGGAAAAAUUGGUUUAAUCGUUUUUGUUUCAGUUGGAGCCGGUGGAGAAACGCUGCAAAAACCGAUAAGCAGUUUCCCUCCUAAAUUCUUCAGUUUGCGAUCUUGUUUCAUUUGAAAUUUUUCUGUAUUCGGUAAGCAACAAUAAAUGAUAUGGAUUCACUGCUUGACAAAUAUUGAAUAGGUGGGAGCUAUCGUUGAUUACGAUUCAAAUAUCUUUUUAUUAUAUCCGACAAAGUAUCUCUCAUGAAGAUUCCCCGGAAAUUCUUGAUCUUUAGUGUGUCUACUAGUUCUAAGAGAUCAUAAUUUGUCAGAGGUUUAAGAUUUUGGAAAAAAAGCUCAUUUAAUAGCAAUAAAAAAACAUUGAAAAAGUCUCAAAAAAAUUUAAAAAGUGGGAAAAAAAUGGUCACUUCUACGUCCAGCCAAAAAAAGUGACGUUUUUUUCAAAAAAAUGACUGAUUUUUCGAUGAGCUUAGACACUUUUUUUGAUGAAAAAUAAGCGUUAAAAUAGUCAAAAAGUGCAAAAAAACGUCAUUUGGGCAAAAUGACCGUCCAGUGACAACUUUUUUUACAUACUACUCACAAGAAAUAAGCGUAAUCAAAAUAUUUGGCUAUAAAUUUAUUAUUUUUUUCUGGAGAACAAAAAAAGUUUCCAAUAAAAAGGGGAUUUCUAAAUGUGAUAUCUUUCUGUUUCUCAUGUGACUGAAAAAUUUUUUUCACGUCGAAUCUAUUUUUAUAAAUUUGAAACGUGAAAAAAAUAAAUCAAAGAAUAUGGCUGCGUGUGCGAAUCGCCAAGUCAAGAUGACGUCAUGUCAGGGAGUAGCGGUUUGCGAUUUAAAGCGAAGUUAAUUUAAUAUAUUUGAUCAUCUUUUUUUUCUUAUAAAACCAGCAUGGAAUCUGAGUGUGUAUAGUUACAGCAAAAAAAUGGAAUCAAUCCAUUAAAAAAACAACCUCGUAAAUAAACAAAAAAAGGGAGAAAAAUUAAAGCAACAGUUUAAUCACAAUUAAUGUUUUAUUAAAGGCGCACUCAGGAGGAAACACCGAGAGCAUCAAAGCGAAGCGCCGAAAGGGGUUCUGUAGCUCCGAGGAAACUGAAAAUCGUCACAAGCUGGCGCAGAAUGACCUAUAUGAAAAAAUCGCGAAAACCGCCGUUCUAAAAUUUGCUGUUUUUUUUUUCCUACCACCAAAAGUUCGCUUACAAUUAGAAGAUGAAAACAAAAAACUCAGCCGUCACGCAUGUUUGAGGCAGUACUACGGCGGCCGGUGGCCGGUCAAUAUUGCGCAGUCAGUUUCGGAGCCAGGAAAUUUUUUUUAAUUUUCUUUUUUUUUGCAAUUUGUUAAGGACCUAUUUCUCGAGGUUACAAGAUAAUUUACGUCACAAAAAGUACACAAAAUUUCAUUUUAUUAUUGAAAAAUCUAUCCAAACUACCGUAAUACGACCGGACACCUUAAACAGGCGUGCCGUGUGUGACAAAAAUAAAGAAAUUUUGAAAAAAAAAGCACUGCAAACAUUUGUUUCAGUAAAGCAGAGCCGAUGCGCCCUCCUUUUUCAAAAGACGCUUGUAGAGCCGCGAAAUCCUGCAAAUUCAGUGAUUACAAAGGGCAGCUGUAUGAUUAGAACUGAUUUCCUAUUGGUUUGAAACUGUACUCCAGGGAAUUUCACUACAAAAUGCGACACGGAUCGUAAAGGAUACUUGGGGAUGGCUUUAUACUCCCAGUUCGCCGAAUGUCCCUUUCCGAGAGUCAGUUGAAGUUCACUAAUUCGAUGCUUACCCUGAGAUUGAGUUUCAGCCCACCAUCUGCAGUUAUGCAUCUGGCAGCGAGGUACGCUUUGAAAAAAUUAGCGAAGAAAACUCCACUGUUCAACUAAAUUAGAUAUUUUUCUAACCCGAGUCGUCAUUAAAGGCAUAUUUUCUACAGUAAGCCUGAAAGUGGGCUGGGCCUGAUAAAACUUGGUUCUAAACAUUCAUCAAGAGGUUGUUCACUAUCUUUGAUAGCAAAGUGAGCUCUCAGGAACAAAGAUGAAAAGCUCUACAAAAUACUGCUUUGAACUGAAAACCCCUUUUUACUGCCCUAUGCUUUUGAGCGAAACGAUUAUCUGCGGAAAAAUCUGCUAUCCUCUUAAUUUUUGUUUCAAUUUUCUCAUGCGAAAAAAAUUCCGAUAUCUUUUUUCUUGAAAAAAAAAAUGUUUGUUGCAACUUGAACAGGCUCACAAUGAAGAUUUUAGGACUGGAAGUGCUUGGAACAUGAGAAUAUGCUGUAUCAACCAAUGAAACCGAAUGCAAGCAGAAUAUUUUGGAGAAAAAAAAACAUCAGCACUUUCAGAAAACCGAUCGAAGUUUCUACUCUGAGGCGACCCAAAUCUACAAUGGACUGUGUUAUGAGGUUAUCGUUCAAAUCUUCAAAAAAGAAUCUUUCUUCGACAGAUCAUAUGCAACGAAGGAAGUUUCCAGUUUGUUUCUGGACAAGAUUACUACGAUUGCAAGAAAGAGGGAGAUCUGGUGUUCUUCAUACAGGUUCCAUUUUGGUUUCUGAAAGCUUUGACCGCUUUUCGCGUCAGAAGUACGGGAAAAAUAACCAUUUCCGACAGUUUUACGAAGAAAGGACGGAAUCAGAACUCGACGAAGUCACAGUAUUUUUUCAAGUUAAAAAAAAAAAAUGAUAAUUGAGUAUCUGAGCGAUUACACUGUCGAUAGGACUGUGAUUUGUCCGAAGUACUGCGAUGUCUGCGCGGAAAAAGAUCCAAAGACGUGCAAAGAAGAGGAAGCAGAAGAAGAAGAAGAUGAUGACGACGACGACGAGGUCUGCGACGACGAAUAGUGUUCUCUAACUUCUUUUUUUUUCAUGCCUUGCAAGCAAAUAAAACGAAGUUAUAGAGAAUGAGAAAGAGCAUGGAAAAUAUCAACAAGUUGUUGGAAGGGUCCAAAGCCUAGGGCCUUCCCUUUGCAGACAGCAAAAUAAUUGUGCUUCACCUAGGUAGAAACAAUCCUAGUCGAAGGGAAUCCUAUUUAAUCUGAAAGUAUGGUCGGAGACCUUGGUCUUUUUAUUGAUGAUUCCAUUUCCUUCCAUUCUCAUAUUGUAGUCAUUUUUGCCCGACUUGAAAGGCGAGAGAGGCGGGGCAGGGGGCGGGACGCACAGCGUGAGCGUUCGUGGUUCUUGGCACGAGUUCAAUUCAACCGCCAGAGACUACUUGGACUAUAUGGUUUUUUGAUAGUUCGUGGUGCUUGAGUUGGAUUCGUCCCUCGCCUUUCAAGUCGGGAUGGAUUGACUAUAAUCAUGUUGUCAAUAUUGCUAUGUUGGAAUCACGUAAGACCCCGGACCUUGGUUCCUUCACGGAUCCACUUUCGCUUAAUUUACGGAUAUGUCUCCGUUGGUUUAAGCGCGGUCCCUGUGGGCUGUGUAGCACAGAGCCUCAGACCUCGGUUCCAUGUUGGAUCCGAUUUUUGGUUCGAACCAGGAUCCUGUCCGACUCCGACAGGACUCCGACCGAUCUGAAGAUCAGUCGCGUCGACCGAAAAGCUUUGAACAGCUGGGAAUGA
Caenorhabditis auriculariae is the source of this 5401-nucleotide messenger RNA. NCBI's taxonomy places the organism in Eukaryota, Metazoa, Nematoda, Chromadorea, Rhabditida, Rhabditidae. The record is from the annotation of a GenBank genome assembly.